AUGUCGUCUCAACCUAAUCACGAUCACUCAUCCACUGAGGACAAGUCCUCUACCCACACAGAAAAGAUGGAUGAAAGUACCACCAAUGGUACCGCAUCAGCAUCAACAACUCCAACUCAACAGCCUUCGACCCCUUCUAGAUCCACUCCUAAGAAAAGAACAACAACUCCAAGCAACAAGGUCACUCCUGCCAAACGAUACACUCCUGUUCGUUCAACAAGAGGUAAACUUCCAUCUCAUUUGGAGGAUUAUCAAGUGGGUGAUUUCGAUUUGAGACAAGUUACUAACACCACUAGUAGCAGCUCCAACUCAUCCACUCCAAAGAAGAAGAAGGCUGCAACAUCAUCGACACCAAAGAAAGCAGCAACUCCAAAGAGAAAGAAGGAAGACGAUGAUGAUGAUGAUGAAGCAGAAAUGUCGGACGAUGACGAUGAUGCCAUGGUAGAUGAUGAUGAUUUUGAAGUAAAACCAAAGAAAUCCAAGCAACGAAAAACAACAAACACUGCAGGCAGAGCCAAGAAGGCAACUGCAAGUGCUUCUUCUCCUUCGAGAAGAACUGGUGCUGCUGGCUCAUCAUCCUCAAGCACGCCUUCCCGAACUGGCACAAAUCGCCCCACAAACAUCUCAUUGAACAAUUUACCGAGUGAUGAUAGUGCUGUAUUGCGCUCGAGAACUCCUGGGAACCGUUUUUCUGAGUUUCAAUCUUCACAUAUUGAUUAUGAAGAAGCUCUUAGAAAGUUGCUUGCGAAAACACCUGGUAAUGAAUUCAAACGAGGAGAUGUCGAUGCCACUCAUUGGGCUAUUUCAUCUCUUCCAAUGACUGAAAUGGAAUAUUUCGAUACCAAUACUUUGGUCAACAAGAAGAUUACACUUCAACAAAUUCUUUCAGGAUGCUAUUAUGCAGAGGGAAAUAGAAGACUCAAGUCAAGUGAUGAAGUACCUGCUGUACAGAUCUGCUUUGCAUUCGAUACGACUGGAUCUCAAAUUAACAUUAUUGAUGAUUUAAAGUGGAAACUUCAACACAUGUGUCAACAAUUAUUGAACGAUAUUCCAACCAUCCAAAUCAGUAUCAUUGCGUUUGGAGAUUAUGCAGAUUAUUCCAUGUUUUAUGUCAUGCAAAAAUUAGAUUUCAGCAACGACAUUGAUCAAAUCGUAUCAUUUGUACAAAGUUUACGUGGUACUGGAGGACUUGACCCGGCAGAAUGUUACGAGAUGGUCCUCAAGGAAGCUCAAACCUUAAGUUGGAUUCCUAAGGAUAAUCCUUUCACGCAAAGAACUCUAGUAGUGAUUGGUGACGAUGUGCCCCAUAGUACAGAAGAAUAUUUGAAGAUUAAUUACAAAGAAGAAGCUUCCAAACUUUUCAAUGAAUACCACAUCAAGAUUCAUUCUGUUCAAUGUCAAGGAAGAGAUUAUGCCACUGACUUUUAUCAAUUCCUAGCUGAUGAGACUGGUGGGCGUCGUUUUGAGCUCAAAGACUUUGACAGCAUGCAAAACAUGUUUUUAGGAUUGUGCUAUCGUGAAGCCGGAGAGUUCCAAAUGGCAAAUCCUUCAAUGCAACAACACUUAAAAUCAUCGUCAGCAAUUGUUCGACCAGGUGGUUCGUCCUCUCAAGACAGCGAUUCAGGCGAUGCAAGCGAUUUAUCUGAUGAAGAAAUGAAACAAGUUCAUGAAGCUAUUCACAACCCAGCUGCUUCCAAGGUCACAAUUAAGGGAGUUGAUUACGACAUUUCUGUGAACGACGGCGCUUGUCGAUUCGUUCGCAUUGGUGAAGUGACGUAUAUGGAACAGAACAAGGACAAGGGUACCAAGUACGCAAAAAUGGCAAUCGAGGGAAAGAAGAUCACUUGGAUAACGAGAAGAGGUCAAUGGGGAUUGAUUAUUGAUGAUGAGAUUAAGAUUAGAUAG
This is a messenger RNA of Naegleria fowleri, 1905 nucleotides long. RefSeq lists its product as uncharacterized. The transcript has 2 exons. The record is from RefSeq and is a predicted model, not a curated record. Lineage: Eukaryota; Heterolobosea; Eutetramitea; Acrasida; Naegleriidae. Bases 1 to 1905 code for a protein of 634 amino acids.